Molecule: messenger RNA, 1143 nt
Organism: Gastrolobium bilobum
Lineage: Eukaryota; Viridiplantae; Streptophyta; Magnoliopsida; Fabales; Fabaceae
Exons: 9
Coding region: 1-1143 (380 amino acids)
Source: RefSeq, a predicted model, not a curated record
AUGACUUUGCCUAUAAAUAGGAUAUAUGUAAUUGGCAAUUCUUCCUUUGCUCAUCAAAAGCUUCGUCCACUUCUCCACCUUUUCUUCUACAUUAUGUUCUCCAAAUAUGAUUUGAUAAAGGACCUUAAUCCUACCAAGGAGGAUUGGAGGAUUAAGGUGAGGAUGCUGAGGAGUUGGAAAGUUCCUAUUUUCAAUGUAGGGAUUUUGAUGACAACUUGGAGAUGGUUCUGUUGGAUGAACAGGACGGAUGUUACAUCCAUUGCUGAUGCUGUUAUUCCUGUCCAUGGAUUUGAUUUUGUUCAAUUUGACACAAUUGCGAACGAAGGAGCUGACUCUCCUUAUUUAAAUGAUUUCUUAAAGGACACUGAGAGGAAGUGUAUCAAUGAUAUUAAGGAUGGCAAUGAGGUCAAAACAUGCAACACUUAUGGAACAAUAAAGUCGAUUGAGAACAAGUACAACUGGUGGUACAAAUCAUGCAAGAGAUGUCUGUAUUCUGUUUCUGAAGAUUUUGAGAAAUGUAUUGUAAGAACUGCCAGAAACAUUGGGCGGAUUAUCAUCCAAAGUGAAUUUAGUGUUCAAGAGAGAGUGGUUGACAGUACGGAUUCUGCUUCGUUCAUACUAUUCGAUAUAGACUGUGUGGCUUUACUGGGCAUGAGUGCUGCUGAUUUAUGCGAGAAGCAUUUCAAAAGGGGUGCUGAUUUAGAAACUUAUCCAUCUGAGCUGAACGUUCUCAAUGGAAAAUCCAUGUUGUUUAAGGUGAAUGUGAAGAAAAAUAAUUUACACGCAUACAAUGAGUCGAGAUAUCAAGUAUCAAAAGUUUGCUGCGAUGAAUCGAUUAUUGCAACAUUCCUCAAGUCUGCUGUUGACGAUGAAACAACAUUUGAUAAUGCUGAUGAUAACUGUAUGGUUCCAUCAGAAUCAGAAAAAGAUUUUGAAAGCCAAACCUGUGGGAGUACAAAUGAUGAUGACGUUUCUUUGUCUUUGUUGACACCGUCUGUAAAUUAUAAUGAAUCUAUGGAAGACAAAUUUAAUUGUUCAGUUGUGCGACCAUUGAAAAAGAUAAAACUGGAGAAAGAGUUGAGUGCUACCCCAAAUUUCGGUGCUGAGGUCCGAGACACAGCGCAUGAGAAGGAUGAUGUGUAG